UGUAAAUUCACUUCAAUAGUUGGUAGAUACACCAAUUGGAAAAUCAAUGAAAGCCUUUUCAGCUUUGUUUGUAUACUCUAUCUUACUCUCCUUCUUAAGACCCUCCACAACACAUGACUGCAUCACUCCAUGUCAAUCAAUCAGAGAUGGUGAGACUAUGAUUUCGCCUGGUGGAAUCUUUACACUAGGAUUCUUCAGCCCAGGUAAUUCGGAAAACCGAUAUUUGGGAAUUUGGUACUCAGUAUCUAAUAAUGACGGAGUUGUAUGGGUAGCCAACAGAGAAACUCCCCUUAAAAAUCACCAAGGAGUGUUCAAGAUUACCAACAAGGGAAUUCUUGUCGUUCUUGAUAGCACAAAUACUACUAUUUGGUCAUCCAAAACAUCAAGAACUGCAGGGAAUAAGAUCAACAAUGUAACUGCACAGCUCUUGGAUUCAGGAAAUCUUGUGGUGAAAGAUGGAAAUGUUAGUGACCCAAAGACCUUUUUGUGGCAGAGUUUUGAUUAUCCUAGUGACACAUUAUUACCGUCAAUGAAGAUUGGAUGGGACCUAGAUAGUGGUAUAGAUAGGCAUAUGACAUCUUGGAAGAGUAUGGAAGAUCCUUCCCAAGGUGAAUUUUCAGGAUAUUUUGAUCAUCGAGGGCUCCCACAAUUGGUUGCUAUGGACGGAGACAAAAUAAAGGUUAGACUAGGGUCUUGGAAUGGCCUUCGUUUUACGGGGAUGCCAUGGUUAGUACCAAAUCCGUUUUUCACGUAUAAAUUCGUGAUGAAUGAGAAAGAGACUUAUUUCCAGUACGAUGUCCCAAACAACACUUUUUUCUUGAGGUUUGUGUUAAACCCAUCUGGCGUUGGGGAAGGCUUUAAAUGGAUGGAUACCACCAAAAGUUGGGAGAUUGGAAUUACAACCCAGGCAGAUGUGUGUGAAAAUUAUGCCCAUUGUGGUGUCUACUCUACCUGCGACAUCAAUAAAUCUCCAGUAUGUUCAUGUUUGGAUGGAUUUAAACCAAAAUUUCCAAAUGAUUGGAAUUCAGCAAAUUGGUCUGGUGGGUGUCUUCGAGAAACUCCACUGGCUUGCAAUGACAGAGAUGGGUUCCAAAACUACAAGAAUGUGAAAUUGCCUAACACCUGUUUUUCUUGGUUUGAUAGCAAAAUGAAUCUUAAGGAAUGUGAAGAAAUGUGUUUGAAAAACUGCUCAUGCAAUGCAUAUGCAAAUUUAGAUGUCAGAAACGGAGGAAGUGGUUGCUUGCUUUGGUUGGCUGACCUGGUUGAUAUGGUAGUAGUCCAGGUGGGUGGGCAAGACAUCUAUAUUCGUCAGCCCGCUUCAGUACUAGAUCAUAAUGAGAAGAACAGGCACCCUCAAGUAAUAAUCACAAUCACUGUAUGCAGUGCAAUACUACUCAUGGUAAUGCUUGUAGUGGGGCUGGUCUUAUAUUUAUCGAGGCUGAAACAUAGAAAGGAAGUUUCAGGACUGAAUAUAAAAGACCAAAAUGAUUAUAAUAAUGACAGCUGGGAUGAAGAUAUGGAGUUACCGAUAUUUGAUCUGAUAACCAUAUCUAAUGCCACUCAUAACUUUGCAAGAUACAACAAGUUAGGAGAAGGUGGCUUUGGAUCUGUAUAUAAGGGUACAUUGCUUGGUGGGCAAGAAAUAGCUGUAAAGAGACUUUCAAAGAGUUCUGGACAAGGAUUCAAUGAGUUCAAAAAUGAAGUUAUAUUAAUUGCCAGACUUCAACACCGCAACCUUGUGAAGCUACUCGGUUGUUGUAUUCAAGAAAAUGAAAAAAUGUUAAUCUAUGAAUACAUGCACAACAAAAGCUUGGACUCAUUUAUUUUUGACCAAACGAAGAGUAAAUUGCUCGAUUGGCGUAUGCGCCACAACAUUAUUGGUGGCAUUGCUAGAGGGCUUCUUUACCUUCAUGAAGACUCUAGAUUGAGAAUUAUCCACAGAGAUCUCAAAGCUAGCAAUGUCCUACUAGAUAAUAACAUGAAUCCAAAAAUUUCUGACUUUGGCCUUGCUAAAACAAUUGGGGGAGAUGAAACAGAGGCUGAUACCAAAAGAAUUGUUGGAACAUAUGGUUAUAUGCCUCCUGAGUAUGCUGGAUAUGGACAAGUCUCAGUGAAAACUGAUGUUUUUAGCUUUGGAGUUUUAUUACUAGAGAUUGUGAGCGGAAAGAAGAGCAAGGAAUUGUGCAACUCUGUCCAAUGCCAUAAUCUUCUAGGCCAUGCAUGGAGAUUAUGGAAUGAAGAUAAGCCAAAGGAACUGAUAGAUGAAUUCUUAAUCUUAGACGACUCGUGCACUUUAUUUGAAGUGUUACGUUGCAUUCAUGUGGGUUUGUUAUGUGUACAACAAAGUCCAGAAGAUAGGCCAAACAUGUCAUCCGUGGUUCUAAUGUUAAGCAGUGACAAUCCAUUGCCCAAUCCAAGGCAGCCAGGUUACUUUACAGAGAAGGCUCUACUUGGAGAAGAUUAUUCAUCAAGAAAUGUGAUCACCUGUACAGUGUUAGAAGCAAGAACCUCCACUACACUAGACACCAUCACUCCAAGCCAAUUUAUCAGAGAUGGUGAGACUUUGGUUUCAGCUAGUAGAUUCUUUGAAUUGGGAUUCUUCAGCCUGGAUGGUUCGAAAAGCCGAUAUGUGGGAAUAUGGUUUGUGGUAUCUAAUGACACAGUUGUAUGGGUAGCCAACAGAGAAACCCCACUUGAAAAUCACCAUGGAGUUUUAAAGGUUACCAACGAAGGAAUUCUUGUCCUUCUUGAUAGCACAAAUACUACUAUUUGGUCAUCCAAUACAUCAAGAACUGCAGGGAAUAAGAUCAAUAAUCCAACGGCACAGUUAUUGGAUUCAGGAAAUCUUGUUGUGAAAGAUGGAAAUAUUGAGAGUCUUUUGUGGCAAAGUUUUGAUCAUCCUUGCGACACGUUAUUACCGGAAAUGAAGCUUGGAUGGGACUUAGUUAGCGGUCUAGAUAGGUAUUUAACAGCUUGGAAGAGCGCAGAAGAUCCUGCUCCAAGUGAAAUUUCAGCAGGGUUAGAUCGUCGAGGGCUACCACAAUUAUUUGUUAUGAAGGGAGACAAAAUAAAGGUUAGACUAGGGUUUUGGAAUGGCCUUCAUUUUAACGGGAUGCCAUGGUUAAGACCGAAUCCAUUGUUCAAGUAUGAAUUCGUGAGGAAUGAGAAAGAGAUUUAUUACGAGUAUAAAGUCCUAAACAAUUCUAUUUUCUUGAGGUAUGUGAUAAACCCAUCAGGCAUUGGGGAGGGUUUUAAAUGGAUGGAUCACACCAAAAGUUGGGAACUUGGAACUACAACCCUAUCAGAUCAGUGUCAAAAUUAUGCCCACUGUGGUGCAUAUGCCAGCUGUAAUAUCAAUGAGUCUCCUGUAUGUGCAUGCUUGAAAGGAUUUAUACCAAAAUCUCCAAAAGAUUGGAAUUCAGCAGAUUGGUCUGGUGGGUGUGUUCGAGGGACGCCACUGGGUUGCAAUGAUGGAGAUGGGUUCCUCACCUACAAGAGUGUGAAAUUGCCAGAUAUAUCUUCUUCCUGGUUUGAUAGGAACAUGAGUCUCAAGAAAUGUGAAGAAAUGUGUUUGGAAAACUGCUCAUGCAGAGCAUAUGCUAAUUUAGAUAUUAGGAAUGGAGGAAGUGGCUGCUUGCUUUGGUUUGUUGACUUGGUUGAUUUAGUAGUACUCCAAAUGGAUGGGCAAGAGUCGCAAGACCUCUAUAUUCGUGUGGCCGCUUCAGUACUGGAUCAUACUGAGAAGAGCAGGCACUUCGGCCAUAAAAAUCAAGUAAUAAUCACAAUCUGUAGUGCAACACUAUUCAUGGUAAUGCUUGUACUGGGGCUGGUCUCAUAUGUAAGGAGGAAGAAACUUAAAAAGGAAGGAAUGAAUAUAAGAUGCCAAAAUGAUUCUAACAGUGAAGGAUGGAACGAAGAUAUGGAGUUACCGAUCUUUGAUCUGAUAACCAUAUCUAAUGCCACUGAUAACUUUGCAAUAAACAAUAAGUUAGGAGAAGGUGGCUUCGGAUCUGUAUACAAGGGUAUAUUGCAUGGGGGGCAAGAAAUAGCAGUAAAGAGACUUUCAAAGAAUUCUGGACAAGGAUUCAAUGAGUUCAAAAACGAAGUUACAUUAAUCGCCAAACUUCAGCACCGCAACCUUGUGAAGCUGCUCGGCUAUUGCAUUCAAGAAAAUGAAAAAAUGUUAAUCUAUGAAUACAUGCACAACAAAAGCUUGGACUCAUUCAUUUUUGACCAAACAAAGAGUAGACUACUUGAUUGGCGUAUGCGAAACAACAUUAUCGGUGGCAUUGCUAGAGGGCUUCUUUACCUUCAUGAAGACUCUAGAUUAAGAAUUAUCCAUAGAGAUCUCAAAGCUAGCAAUAUCCUUCUAGAUAAUAAUAUGAACCCAAAAAUUUCUGAUUUUGGCCUUGCUAAAAUAUUUGGGGGAGAUCAAACAGAGGCUGAUACCAAUAGAAUUGUUGGAACAUAUGGUUAUAUGCCUCCUGAGUAUGCCGGAUAUGGACAUUUCUCAGUGAAAACCGAUGUUUUUAGCUUUGGAGUUUUAGUACUAGAGAUUGUGAGUGGGAAGAAGAACAAGGAAUUGUGUAACUCUGGCCAACGCCUUAAUCUUCUAGAACAUGCAUGGACACAAUGGAUUGAAGAUAAGCCAAUGGAGCUGAUAGAUGAAUUCUUAAUCUUAGGCAACUCCUGCAUUUUAUCUGAAGUGUUACGAUGCAUUCAUGUGGCUUUAUUAUGUGUACAACAAAAACCAGAAGAUAGGCCAAACAUGUCAUCCGUGGUUCUAAUGUUAAGCAGUGACAAUUCAUUGCCCAAUCCAAGGCAGCCAGGUUUUUUUACAAAAACGGCUCUACUUGGAGAAGAUUAUUCAUCAAGAAAGCUUGUAAUGGCUUCAAUAAAUGAAAUCACUUUUACAAUGUUAGAAGCAAGGUAGAGUAUCAUCACUUAAGACUCGAGAGCAAAAAAGAGUGAAUGAAAAUGAAAGUUACAGGGUGCUUCUGUUCACAACAGAACAUACAGUUUAAUAUCUUUUGUUUGGAGAAAUGGAGCCUUCAUACCAUGUAUGGAAAUUCAUGCAUUCCUUGUGAAGUAGUGCUUAUUUUCACUAAACCUAUAUGCAAUUAUAAGGAUGGAGUUUGACACUUUUGCUGAAUUGUACAUCUUGGUAUCAUCCCCACUCCCCACUCCCCAUGCAUCAUCAAUUCCUUAAU
This is a messenger RNA of Quercus lobata, 5210 nucleotides long. RefSeq lists its product as uncharacterized. Gene Ontology annotation, cellular component: plasma membrane. Gene Ontology annotation, biological process: protein phosphorylation; recognition of pollen. Bases 47 to 4933 code for a protein of 1628 amino acids. Gene Ontology annotation, molecular function: ATP binding; protein serine/threonine kinase activity. NCBI's taxonomy places the organism in Eukaryota, Viridiplantae, Streptophyta, Magnoliopsida, Fagales, Fagaceae. The transcript has 16 exons. The record is from RefSeq and is a predicted model, not a curated record.